AUGAUCCCAGAUCUCGACCUCAAUCUCCUGUACGGCUGUGUCGAUGCGAAUAUCGGCGAAACGGCCUUGCACGCUGCCGUCCGGGAAAACCACGUCCAUAUCGUCAAAUUCCUUAUCGAAUCUGGCGCUAAUAUUGAGAUGGAGCGUCGAGACCACAUCCGGGAUUUAAGGCCGCUCCACGAAGCAGCCAAGCAAGCCAACCCGGACAUGGUCCGGAUACUUCUCGACGCCGGAGCCGACAUUCAGGCCAAAUUCGACAAUGGCCAUGGCGACGACGGCCUCGCAACGUCCCUGGUUUUAAGGCACAUGGAGCAUCAACGAAACUACUGGCCCCAAGUUGAUUCAGGUCGCUACCGAACACAACGCGACAACUCGCACACUGUUAUGGGAGAGCUUGGUAUCAAAGACCCUGGUGUGGAGGGGUUGUUUAAUCUCGCAUAUUACGGCCCGCGCGGGGCGGUUGUGGACAUGGCGCGUAUGCUGUUUGACGCCGCCAUGACCGACCCUAACCGCGACCCCAACUUCCCCAACACGGAAUGGGUGCAGGAGCAACUUCGCGAAGCUGCCUGCCACAACAACCUCCCUCUUGUGCAGUUUCUGCUCGACAGGGGGGUGGACGUUAACGGGUUGGACCGUUACGGGGAGAGCCCGUUGCUUGCAGCCUGCCUGAGGUUCGGGAUGUGGCGCUCCUCAAGCUACUGCUGGAACGAGGUGCGGAUAAGAACCAUCGUUUCCCUAAACAGCGCCACUAUGCGAGCGGGAGCAAUGCUUACCGCAGAACGAACCUCGAGCAGGGCCAAGCUAGACGAUGUGGUCAGAUUCCUUCUGCAGUCCGGCGUGGACGUUGAGGCUCGAAACACCAAUCGCGAGACCCCGCUGCUCACCCACGCCCGUAAACCAGCGGGAGAAUGGGGCGAUACCCCCUACAACAUCCUUCGUUUGGAGUGCUUCAGGCUCCUCGUGGAAAGCUGCCGGGAUAUCGAUGCGGUUGACAGCAAAUGCAUGUCGGCGAUGCAUCUGAUCGCCUGCAACGCGAAAGACGCGCCGACGGCGAAAAAGGCUGUGGACCUCCUGAUCCAAAAUGGGGCCAACCCUAACAUUCGCGAUCAUGAGGGUGUAACCGGUGCGGCUCGCCUCCAAGCCAAGCUUGGGAUUGAGCUUGACCUUGCUGCCAUCCUGGGCUGGGUUGUUCUUUAG
Molecule: messenger RNA, 1197 nt
Organism: Gaeumannomyces tritici R3-111a-1
Lineage: Eukaryota; Fungi; Ascomycota; Sordariomycetes; Magnaporthales; Magnaporthaceae
Exons: 3
Coding region: 1-1197 (398 amino acids)
Cellular component (GO): cytoplasm; nucleus
Molecular function (GO): protein binding
Source: RefSeq, a predicted model, not a curated record